AUGUCGUCGAGGAGCCUCCCUGCAGACGUCAUCUUCGAUAUUCUCUGUAAACUUCCCGUAAAAUCACUGCUGCGAUUUAAGUGCGUCUGCAAAUCAUGGCUCGCCCUAAUCAGCGACCCUCUAUUCAUUAAACAACAUCUGAAUCGAGUGCUAGAAAACAUCACUAUCCCCAACGACGACGGCGGGUCCUCCAAUUUCAUCGUCAUCUCUGCCGGCAUUGUCUUUCACGUAGAUAAUGGUUCUGAGACAGAAACGAAUGAUGGGUCGUCGAGAAAACUGGAUUUGCCGUUUCAGAAUUCUAUCAGAAGUCCAUGGGUAGCGGGUUCCUGUAAUGGGUUGGUGUGCUUGGCCGACGAGAGACUCGAUGACACACCAGAAGACUUGUUUGUAUGGAACCCAUCUACCGGAGAUUACGUGAAGUUGCCGGAAACCCCUUUUGAACGUCCUCCCUCCUCCCACUUAUUAAUGACGGAUAUUUCUGCGUUCGGCUACAUCUCCGCCCUCGACGAAUACAAGGUGGUAAAAGUUAUUGAUGCUUUUGAUGUUUCCAGAAGUCCUGGCGUCAAUCGGUCCACAGUUCUGGUGCACACGCUGGGCACUGAUUCAUGGAGAAAGAUUGGGGAAGACGUCUCUUUCCAAAUUGACUGUCGUUCCGGUGGACUGCUCUUGCAUGGAGGUAUUCAUUGGCCGGCGGCUCGCUUCUUUCAGGUGGGUGUCUUGAUGCUCAUUGUUUGUUUCGAUCUUGAGGACGAGGUGUUCUGGGAGGUCCCAUCGCCCGACAUGGGAGAGGUUGAUAAGGAUUGGAUUAAAUUGGGGGUGUUGAGAGGAUGCCUUUGUGCAUUUCUUUCUGUUCAUGGAGAAAGGAUUGACAUUUGGGUAAUGGAAGAUUACGGGGCAAAAGAGUCUUGGAUUAGACAGUUUUCCUUCCAGUGGCGAGCAAUAGCUAGGGGUUUUGAGUCGUAUGAUCCGGCGUGGUUUGUGAGGGAUGGGGAGAUUUUUCUCAAGAAUGCUUCUGGGGAGGUGGUUUUGUAUCAUCCAAUACGCAACAGGGUUCUUCGCCUUCCAAAUGCUCGGGAUCGGGAAUUUAGGGAAGGGGAAUUUAAAAGAAUACUUGGUUAUGUUCAGACCCUCGUCUCGCCGCUUUCUCUCAAGGCUAACAGUGGAGUGAGUAGGCUCUACUUAAAUGUGGUUUCAAACCUCGGUGAUAAUCUGGGAUCUGUGCUAACAAGGGUUUGGCGUAAACCUCUGCUGGAAAAGAUAAUAGUGGCCUUUGGUGGGGCUCUAAUCUCCUACAAAAAGCUGAACCUGAAGGCAGUUGAGCUAAGAAUCGCAGGGACCAAGCCUGAAGACAUCCCUCGUUCUUUCGAUCUGCUCACUGAAGGAUUGUGGAUUAGAGUUUAA
Messenger RNA from Nelumbo nucifera (sacred lotus), 1401 nucleotides. The record is from RefSeq and is a predicted model, not a curated record. NCBI's taxonomy places the organism in Eukaryota, Viridiplantae, Streptophyta, Magnoliopsida, Proteales, Nelumbonaceae.